UUUACGUUUACUUUUAUUCUCAUUUACAACAAUGUCUUCGCAGCAACCGAAACAAACCACCUUGUACCAUCAUUCAUUGGUAGUGGUACCUCCACCACCGGCAAAAUUCACCCUAAGUGAAUGGCAUUUAAAUAAUUCGUUUAGGAAUAGAAUAUGCCUGGACCAACAAAAAUUAGCUGACUCCAUUAUUACCGAAAUCGAUAGAUCUAUAGACGAAGUACAAGAUAAAACUGACCUGAACAAAAGAGAAGUGGAUCACAAUUUAAAAGAAAAAAUUAAAGAUAUCGAAUUCAUUAAAUCGGAGAUAGAAAUACAAAGGAAAGAGGUGUGUAAAGAGGAAGAAAACUUGAAAAUGUACAUGGAAAGAAUUAAAGAUUGUUUGGAAGCAUGUCAAAAAAAUGGCUUAGAAAUUGUUAGAAAAUGUAUCAUACUUAGAGAAGGAAGGAUCGGAAUUGAUUUUUGCUACGACGAAGUAGACAGAGAAUUAAAAAAAGAAUUAUCAGUUUUAGAGGGUGGUAUAAGCUUGCUGAAUAGAACUUUGCAAGAAGCAAAUGAACAGAUCAGGCGUUUAAGAUCCACUUUUUACUUCAUGGAUCGUGACCUAACAGACAAAAGUACCACCCAUAAAAUUGAUAGUUUGAACAGUACUUUGACCAAUACCAGUCUGAAUCUCAGUAUAUACCAUGGAUUUUCACCAUUAGACCCUGCCAAUAUCACAUUACAAGAAUGGGAAAAAUUUACUCAAGAAAGCAUAAAUAAAGCUGCUAAAGAAAUUGCUUGUGCCAGGCAGCUUCGUUCUUAUGUGGACAUAUUGCUUAAACAAGCUAUCGAUGACAUGGAUAUGCAAUGUAACGCUACAAAUAAUGCAUUUAGACGAAGAAUUGAAGAAAUUAAAGAUAUAAAAAUGAGAAUGGAAGUGCAACAUUCCGAAGUUAUGAGGCAGGCAAACGAAAUGACAAGAACUAUAACAAAAUUAGAAAAGGCUUUGGUUGAAAAAGAAGGAUACAUGGCCCUGGCUCAUACUAGGUUAGGUAAUCGAGCGCAACGUCCUGGAGUUGAACUGUGUAAAGAUCUUGUUGAAAUAGCUCUAGUCAAUGAAGUCGCUGAGCUAAGAGGCAACUGUGCCAUUUUACAACAAAAAAUGGCAGAAGCUCAGGCUUCUUUACGAUACCUUCUAAAAACACAGAUUCAACUAGAGGAGGAUAUAAAUAUAAAAACCAAUUCAUUGAAGAUUGACGAAGUUGACUGCAUGAGUCUUCGACAAGCAAUGGAUUAUCAUAGUUUUUGAAUCUAAUAUUUUUACUACAUUGUGAGAAAUAUAAAUUGAAUAAAAAUCUAGUUGUAUCCUGCAAA
This is a messenger RNA of Diorhabda sublineata, 1353 nucleotides long. RefSeq names its product tektin-1. Gene Ontology annotation, biological process: cilium movement involved in cell motility; cilium assembly. The transcript is spliced from 5 exons. Bases 32 to 1288 code for a protein of 418 amino acids. Gene Ontology annotation, cellular component: nucleus; microtubule cytoskeleton. The record is from RefSeq and is a predicted model, not a curated record. NCBI's taxonomy places the organism in Eukaryota, Metazoa, Arthropoda, Insecta, Coleoptera, Chrysomelidae.